Messenger RNA from Durusdinium trenchii, 714 nucleotides. The record is from the annotation of a GenBank genome assembly. NCBI's taxonomy places the organism in Eukaryota, Dinophyceae, Suessiales, Symbiodiniaceae.
CACUCCCUUCCUCCUCCCUUGCAAAGCUGCCACAUCUGAGAGAUGCCAAGCGACAUGCCCAGCUGCCUGUCCGGGUCGUUCGAGGCAUUGAUUUUUCAAGAUUUCAAGAUGCCAAAGAGGGGCGGCAAGCGAUCGCUUCUCCAACCCACCCUCCUGAGUGGUGCGCGAGGUGCCUCUCCAUUGGCAGACGGCCUGGCCAUGGAGUCCACCCGACCCAAGCAUCACCUGGGCAUCCGCUGCGAUGCAGCUGCUGCUUGGGAGCGUGAGCGGGAGCAGCAUUCGGAGGCCUAUUUCGCGGCACAGCUGGCGCAGAGGAGACGAAUACAUGCGGCUUGCUUCAAGCUCCAAAGGUGGUGGAAACAGGAACUGCUGCGCCGCAAGCUCGUCUAUGAAAAUAUGAUGGAUGCGAUGCAACUCCUUCGGGAUUUGGCCGCCAUCAAAGUGCAAAGCUGGUGGAGGGCACGGCAGGGCCUGCCGCCGUUCACGGCGCCCUCGGCGCCGGGCUCGCCCGGGGCACCGCUGUUGGCGCCCGAGGUGGAACGGCGUGCGCUUCGAGUACAUGGAGAGGCUGCUCACGGAGGCGGUUGAGGCAGCCGGUACCGUUGCGGGAAUGAACCCUUCGAACUGAUAGGCCCGAUAGGCCUGAUAGGCGAAAUAGAUUGAAGUAGACUCAGUAGACCGGAGAUCGAGGUGACCAGAGUGACAGAAAGACUC